Messenger RNA from Hypoxylon trugodes, 2011 nucleotides. RefSeq lists its product as uncharacterized. The coding region runs from base 44 to 1849 and encodes 601 amino acids. The record is from RefSeq and is a predicted model, not a curated record. NCBI's taxonomy places the organism in Eukaryota, Fungi, Ascomycota, Sordariomycetes, Xylariales, Hypoxylaceae. The transcript is spliced from 5 exons.
CUUCGCUCGUCAUUACGUUGGCAUCUCAGAAUUUUUAUCCAAUAUGUCUGCCUCAAACCCAUCGCAAGAAACCGAUCAAGGCGAGAGACUCAAACUCCCCGGCUUCGGUUUACCCGUCGAUCAGGAACCAUUAGACAACCUCUCCCAAUGCUUUAUGCACGCUCUCUGGUCAUUCAAGCGCUUCAAAGCUGAGUGUGUUUAUUUGCGCGAGCAUCGUAUGAUGGACUUCAUGAAUCAAGUCACAGACAAGCCGAGAUGGGAAGAGAAAGUCUUUGACGACGCGAUUCUUGCAAGGUGGAAAAAUGAGGCGGACUCUGUUAAACCGGAGGACCUCGAUGGAGAUGUAUUCUUCUCCGAGAAAAUGUUUCAAUAUUGCGUUGAGGAGCUCCGCGAAAAAGCCGAAACAUUCAAAAAGACCGGCAUCAUCAACGUUCUCGAUUCUGAGUUGGUAAUAGCUAAGUCCGAUACCAUCGUUCCGCCUUCAUUGAUGGAAGCUCUGAAAGCUGGUGUCAAAGUCUUGGAAGACGUGCCUGAAAGUAGCAAGGAUUGGCACCCUGGGUCAAACCGCGUAGUUCUUGACCUUGUUCACCCUUCUCUAUAUCCUCUAGACCAUGGCGUUACGCGCGUUUUGCCAUAUGGCAGGGUUCCUCUUCAAAACUGCGCUUCUUUCAUUGGCAAGGGCGAGACUACUGAACCGUUCAAGUUGAGUGCAGACGAUGAACCUGCUGCUGUAUGGGGGAGUACUCAAUGGCUACCAAGUGACCUUGAGUGGACUGAGACAGGGCUCAAAAUCGCGAGUUAUAUAAACAACUUGCACCCAUCUGAUCAUAGCGACUUAUACGGGGUUUUAGAGCAAUUCGCGACGUUGGCGGUUCCGUUGUGGGAGGAAUGCUUGUUCCGCAAUUCUGUCAUAAAGCCGCGAAUUGACGACUUCCCAGGUGGUAACGACGAUUUCUACUUGCCUGAGGGCGUAGAGUACGACAUCCCUGACGAGUACUAUGAGACAGACUCGGAAACAGGAGAGCGCGUGGUGGAAGGUAAUGAUUAUGAAUGGGAUAGCGAAUAUAGGGACUGGUUUGAUGAGCACAAAAUCCUUUCAUGGCCUGAACCAAGGCCCUACUCUUCACGAGCAAGGGAUUCGGACAGCAAGCCAAAUCUCAGAGAUGAAUAUCCCUCCGGUCUCCAGGUGAUUUUCAAGCUCGCCAAUAUCCACCUAACGCCUGAACGGCCCAACUAUGUGGGCGGUUCCUUGCACAUAGAGGGUGCUUUAAACGACCGAAUCGUCGCUACAGCAUUGUACUAUUACGAUAUGGAGAAUAUUACCGAAAGUCGUCUCGAGUUCCACCAAUAUAUGGACGCCCAAGAGUUUGGUAUGGGCCUGCCCCAGGGCGAAUGGGAGUCAGCCGCACGCUGGCUUGGUGUUGAUAACGAUUCCAGUCCCUUUGGGCCACUUGGCAUUGUGACCUCCAAGAUUGGACGACUCCUGGCCUUCCCGAACGUCUUUCAACACCAAGUACAACCCUUUGAGUUGGAAUAUCCUCUUAAACCAGGCCAUAGAAAGAUACUAGCUAUGUUCCUUGUCGACCCAAGUAUCCGCAUACUAUCAACGGGAGUCGUUCCACCGCAGAGAAAAGACUGGUGGGCACGUGAAAUCCGUAAUAUUACACCAUUCUCCGAAAUUCCGAUCGAGGUUUUUGAUAUCAUUAUGGAUUUUGUUGAUGGUUUCCCUAUGAGCUGGGAGCAGGCUUUAGCAACUAGAGAGAAACUCAUGGCUGAGCGUACCUGGGCAAGCGAUGAGUUCGAAACGAGAGGCGAGAGCUACGGGGGAUUUAAUUUCUGUGAGCAUUGAUAAUUGGGUAUUCCACUUGGAUUUUCAAGGAAUCAAACCGUAAUUUGUUAUAGAUACCCCCUAAAAUUAUUGUCCAUCUUAGUCAGCAUUAUUCAUCGUCUUGGCCUGAGCAAAGAAACUAGGCAGUUAUGGAUAGAUAGAACAGGGAAUUCAUAAAUAACU